This is a messenger RNA of Peniophora sp. CBMAI 1063, 1545 nucleotides long. The record is from the annotation of a GenBank genome assembly. NCBI's taxonomy places the organism in Eukaryota, Fungi, Basidiomycota, Agaricomycetes, Russulales, Peniophoraceae.
AUGACUGAGUCAGACCAGGGUCUACGAGACUAUCUUCUUGCCGCGCUGAGCAAGCUGCCCGGCGCGCGCGACUUGCACAUCCAUGUUCUUACCACGGCACCGUACAAACACAACUCGCUAUAUCCGUACGCGACGCCGCGACCCAAAGUGAUAGCUCAAGAUAUACUCGUACUACUGUCUGAGUCUGCGCCGUCAGCCUCGGAGGACCCGGCGCCGCGUGCUUUUGUCGCAGCCAUCGAGGCGGCCCUAUACCUUUUCCCGUCAACCGACUCGGCUUUACUAUAUAUCUCGAAAGUCGACUCUACCGGUCAAGGGAUAUCCCCUUCCCCCACGGCUACGCUUAUACGCGCGUUUAUCGACUGGCAUACGGCGGGCCGUAACGUCCAAGCGGCCAGGCUCUGGGUCCAACUCUUCGCCCGUGCACAGGCGCAGUACCUGUUUCCAAACUCGGCUGAUUACGAGGGGAAGAAGCCGUUGAAUGACGUACGGCUCUGUGCAUGGUGGCGACGCGUGUUAGGAGACGUUGCCGCUGCCCGGAAAGGCGCCCAAGCAUUUUAUGUGCUGCCCGGAUAUAGCGCGCUCGAGGCAGAGCAGUCGCUCAAAACGGCGGAUGCGAGGUGGACAUACGGACAUCCGUAUAGCCGAGCAGACAUGCCUGUGCCUUGCUCACCACCUCAUGGUGAUGUCUGGAACCUCGGCAAUAUCAUCCCCAGCUUUGAAGACGACCCGAAGAACAGGUUUAUGGACGAGCUGGCGCACGCCGACACGGUGAACGAGCGGGACGCGAGCCCAGUCAAGAAGAAACCUCGUCUAGAGAAGAAGGAUGAUGCUGAGGUUCAGCGGCGCAAAAAGGAAAGGGAAAAGGAGGAGAGCAAAGGUCCGCGUGGCGAGCUGGCGCGGGUGCAGGCCGACGAGUUCUGGGAGCGCAUGUCUUUCCGACAGGAGUGUAUCGCGGGAGCUGUCACAGGGUUCUUCGCUGUCGUCUUCGAUCUUACUACAACUCUGGACGUUACAACCGAUACCACUUCUCCUGUACAUAACGCAGCGUCUACCGCCAAACCCAGUACACCGAAUCACAUGCAGCCUCGACCUGGGAACGUGCCACGACAUAUCAACGAGCGCGUGCACAAGCUCUUGUCCACAGGAGUCGAGUUUAGCACACAGGAACGCGCUCGAAAAGGAACUGAAGUCGUAGAGAGCUCGCUAAAGGGCUUGUGCGAAGGCAUCGCGCCUCGACCUCCGAACUCAUCCGCGGGACCAGCUAGACCACGAGUCGAUGCAUCUGGACAACUCCUUCCCGCCCACCCGUCCUCGAACGACGACUCGCCUCAUACCCCCGCCCGUCGCACCGUGGCAUUACCCGAAGACACAUCACCUAAUCCAUUCGACGAACCUGAAACUACCCUUGAGACGUAUCAUGCGCAUAUAUACGGCUCUAUCAGCGUGCGCAACGAUCCACCCCCGCCGAGAGACGAUAAGGCGGCCGCAGAGCCAGCCAAAGUCAAUGUGCUCUCCGUGCGCAAGAAGAAGAAAAAACCGGAGUAG